Messenger RNA from Symbiodinium natans, 1719 nucleotides. The record is from the annotation of a GenBank genome assembly. Lineage: Eukaryota; Dinophyceae; Suessiales; Symbiodiniaceae.
AUGCGGCAGAAAUACAAGAAGGGAAAGCAAGGAAAGCCAGGAAAGCCAGAGAAGCCAGGACCACCAAAGGCCAGCAAGGUGCGAAAAAGCGGCGGCAAGGAGGGCCCUUCCAAGACCGAGAGGCCCCGGCCGGCCAAGCGCCUGAAGCGAGCGAAGAGCGCUCCGAAGCGCAAAGCCACCGAGCUGGACGAGGGGGACGAGGAAGCGGCGCGCUACCCGCCAGGAGUGGGCCGGGAGGAUGUGGAGAGGGCCGAGGAGUACCGGAAGAAGCACCGGGUGGCAGUGAAAGGCCUUUGCCCACCGCCCCUGGACUCCUUCACGAGUGCCGAAACCUGUUUGGGCAAAGAUCUCAUCGAGGCCAUGUACGACCAGGGCUACGAUGCCCCGACACCCAUCCAGGCACAGGCCUGGCCAGUGGCUGCCCAGGGCCAGGACCUGGUGGCAAUUGCUGAGACAGGCAGUGGCAAGACCUGCGCCUACCUGCUCCCGGCCAUGGCACGCAUUGCGAAGUGGGGCCCGAAGAAGACCAUCCACCAGGGCGCGGGCAAAGAUGACCGGCCCCCAGCGCAGCCCUAUGCGCUGGUGAUGGCUCCCACGCGUGAGCUGGUUCAGCAGAUCUGCGUUGAGGCCCUCAAGUUUGCAGAGGGGUCUGUUCGAGCCAUGGGGAUUUAUGGAGGCGUGCCCAAGGGGCCACAAGUGUCAGAGCUGAAAUCGGGCAUUGAUUUGCUUGUGGCCACACCCGGUCGGCUGCGCGACUUCAUGACCGGUGACCCUAAGAAGGGGGCGGCGCCUGUUGUGAUCGUCGAGGCGGUCUCGUACGUGGUUUUGGACGAGGCGGAUCGGAUGCUCGACAUGGGCUUCGAGCCGGAGAUCCGCUGGAUUGUGGGGCAAUGCCCAGCAGGUGGGGACUGCCAGGAUGUGGUCAAGGGCAGCGCGAGGCAGACUCUGUUCUUCACCGCGACGUGGCCCAAAGAUGUGCGCAAGAGCGCCUUGUUCUUCACCAGGAGCGCCGUGCAGAUCCAAGUCGGCCAGGGGGUUGGGCGGCUUGCAACCAACACCAAGAUUAAGCAAACGGUCAGCCUUGUGCGAGAAGAAGACAAGCUCGUUGAGCUUAAGCGCGUGCUUGCUUCGCAGCUGAAGCCCGGCGAAACCGCUGUGGUCUUUGGUGGGCGGAAGGGCACCUGCGAUGCUCUGCAGCAGGAGCUCACCUGGGACCCCUUGAAGCCAGAUCCUCCGGUCUGCGCCUGGUGCCGGGCACUCCACGGCGACAAGGAUCAAGCCGAGCGCGACAAGACGCUGUCAGCCUUUCGUGCGAUGACGGAGAUGCCGCGCAAGGGGCAGAAAGGCGUCCUGGUAGCAACUGACGUGGCGUCCCGCGGGCUGGACAUUCCGGGCGUUGCACUGGUGGUCAUCUUUGACUAUGCCGAGUCCAGCCACUCGCCACAGGAGGCGGCGGAAGCCUACAUCCACAGGAUUGGCCGGACGGGGCGUGCUGGCAAGGAGGGAAGAGCCAUCACCUUCUUCGACCCUGAAAAGGACGCUGGCGCCUCACAGCUUGUGGGAUUGCUGCAGUCGGCGGACCAGGAGGUGCCAGCGGAGCUGCAGCAGCUGGCAUCCAAACCAAUGGUCAAGGCGAAGCUUUCCAAGAAGGAGAAGAAGGCGGCCAAGAAAGGCAAGGGUGCUGCCCUGAGACAGGUCGUGGCAAGGGGAAAGGCCUGA